AGUAUGGUUAUUUACCCUGUGCGGGGAUCAAUGCAAAAUGGCAGGCUGUGAGUCUCGCUCGGCGUCUCGGAAACACAAACUUUGACAGAAACCCAAAAUCUCAAUGAAGAAACGAACUUUUACCAGUGACCGAGUGAUGUGCAUAUACCCUAGAUUCUAAAAUGGCGAACCAAUUUAAAUAUGAGAUUCUCAAAAUAUCAGUAGCAGAGAUUUGCCAGACAAUCGGGUUCCAAGGCAUUUACUCGACCCCACUCGAUGUUUUGGCCGAUAUUCUGCACAGAUAUAUUUUCGAGGUCUGCAAGCUCACUCACAGAUACACCGAGCACUUUGGCCGAUCAGAGCCCAACCUAGAUGACCUCGGCCUGGCCUUCCUUGAUAUGGGGAUAUCCGUGGCGGAGCUGGAGGAGUAUGUGAACAACGUGGACUGCCCUCCAUUCCCGCACACGGUGCCGAAGAUCCCUGUCCCAAGGACUUCUAACUUGAACUUUCUGAAGCCCGGCGCAAGGGAAAUUCUCUCACGACCCAUACACAUUCACGAACAUCUCCCACCCAUGUACCCCGAGAAGGAAGAGGAAGAAGUGGACAUGAAGGUGAACACGAGCCUGGACGAUGUGCUUGGGGAAGGGUCAUCCUCCCCAAUGGCCUCCCCGCAGCCAGCAGCCAAGAGGUCAUCGGACAGUGAUGUAUCACCAGCCAAGAAGCCAAAGUACUCCCUAGAUGAUGAGGGGCAGCCCGUCCGUGAGAUCGUCAGUGUGAUGAUGACGACAUCUGGCUUCAUAUCUUCCGCUCGUGAGGGCAAACUUCCUGAGUCCAAAGUACCCAACAUCCCCAUGGCUACACCCAGGAGCUCUUCACCCUCUGCUGCCAGUGCUCUUAGCAAGAAAAAGCUUGCAGUGGAGAAGCUGAUCCGGCAGAAGAACAAUCAGGGUGGCCCACAGAAGCCUCCCCCCUCCAAGUCACGUCCUACCAAGGACAAAGGCCCCUCCAAACCUGGCAGUAAGCCUAUGAAGGUGCUCAAGAUACCCAAAAUGCCCAAAAUCCCCAAGAUACCCCAGGUGAAGCCUGGCUCCUCUAUGCCCCAGCCAUCCCCUGCAAACACACCCCUGGCUGCCAGCACCCCUGGUCCCCCAGUGUCCCAGGGAGCAGCUGCUCCUCUGCCUACACCGCCCAAGCUAAAGAUGCCCACACCUAAAAUUAGGGUGCCCAAGCCCCCAAAGACACCCAAGUCUGAGACCAAGAAGGGUUCAUCUACUCCCAAGGCAAAGGACACAAACAAGGACUCUGAGACCAAGAAGUCUAAGAAGGAGAAGGAUGCAGCCAAAAAGAAGGAGAACGGGAAGGACAAGGAGGUGGGCAAGAAGGGCAAGGAAGGCAAAAAGGAAAAGGAAGGGAAGAAGGAGAAGGAGCCCAAAAAGGAGAAAGAGUCCAAGAAGGAGAACAAGAAGGAAAAGGAGAAGGAGCGUGAACGAGAGCGUGAGCUAAUUUUGGCUCUGGCAGCCUCUGCAGAUGUGACAGUGACAUCCAUUCCGCCACCAGCCAAGGCACAGGAGGCGCCCCCAGACAAGUUGAGCAUUUUCAAGAAGAUCAAGCCCAAAGGGGAGACCAAGGAAGCCGACCGGACAGGUGAACGUGAAGUGCACCCAUCACGUGACAGCUCUCCAGACCUCAUGAUAGAUGAAAACCCUCGGAUGGCUCAGCGAAGGCCGCCUGAGGACCUGGCUGUCCUGGACAACCCUGUGCCUGCACUGGACGCCUCCAUGGAUGAGCUGGAUUGCUCACCUGGAGACUUCCCUUCCUACCAGGAUGACAUGUCCCCACCAGGCACACCCUCCACGCCCCGUACCCCAGAGCUGCCCCAGCUGGCCAUUCGCAAAACACCUGAGAAGUGGAAGGGCAAGGAGCGUGGCAGAGAAAGACGCCCCAAGAAGGACCGCUCCAAGUCACCCAAGUGUGGCUUCAGCCCAGGCCGAAGGGAGCACUCGGCCUCAGAAAGUGAGACGCCGGACCGUCCCAAAACGCCUGAGGUGGGGCUGCCCUUGGACAGCCUGGGUCCCCCAUCCACCUCCACCCCAUUCUCCUUGCCCCCCUUCCCAAAUGCACCGGGCUUCAUUCCCCCUUUCUCCCGCUUCCCAUUCAUCCCUCCCUAUGGUGGACCCCCACUACGGCCGGGUAUCCCCCCAAUGCCAGACCUACGGCUACCACCCCACACCUUCUUGCAGAGACUAGCAGCACCGGGCAGCAAGCGGCCACUGGAUGACGAUCACCUAGGCCUGGAUGAGCCAGAGCCCUUGGAGCGUCCCCUCACCCCUAGGCAUGAUAGGGACUUCAGCCCUUUGCCACCCCCUGGGCACCCCUCCCCCCUGCGCUCACCCUCACCUACACAGUCCUCUGCAACACCCCCAAGACCACGCACCCCUGCCCACCACUCCCCACCCCCACUUAUCAAAGUCAAGCCAGAAAAACCAGAGAAGUCAGAGAAGGAGAAGAAGAAGGAACACAAGAAAGAGAAGAAGGAGAAGGACAAGGAGAAGGACAAAGACAAGGAGAAGGACAAAGACAAAGCCAAGAAGAAGAAGGACAAGAAAGACAAAGACAAGGAGAAGGACAAACUAGACAAGAAGAAGGAGAAAGAAAAGAUGAAGACGGAAAAGAAGGAGAAGAAAAAGUGCAAGAAAGAGAAGGAAGAAGCUACCCCAAGGCUGACCAUGAAGCUUGGGGGGGCCAGCUCCCCCGUGCGCACCCCUGCUUCCCAGGCGCCUGCGGCAGAAGCCAGCACUCCCAAACUAGUGAUAAAGUCUGUGAACAAGCACGAGGAGGACUCCGGGCCCUCCAAGUCAUCGUCAUCUUCAGGGGGCUCUCAGGAUGACCAGCCAGGCUCACCUGAGAUUGCCAAGUUCUCUGCCCUGAUCACGAGGCCUCCCCGGAGCCAGCAGAAGAAAGGGGAGUCGCCCCCAGUGGUCCCCAUUCUCAAGAUCAAGGAGGUGCAGAGUGCAGCUUCCAAGCAGAAGGAGGCUAAGGAGACUGCACCAGGACAGCCCAAGGCCAAAGAGCCCAAGGAUGUGCCACCACUCAAGAUCAAAGCUCCUACCCCAAUGCCUGCCAAGGGGCCUUCUACACCCAAGGCAGCCCCCACGCCAAAGACGCCAGCUGCCACUCCCAAGAUGCCUGAGGAGAAGAAGUCACCAGGAAGCAAAAAAGUCCGGGAAAAGAAGGAAAAGAAGGAGAAGAAGGCAAAGGAGCCCAAGUCAGCAGGACCAGCCAUGCCUAGUGGAGCUGGGCCUAGUUCCAUGCCUGCCAGCAGCCUGGACGUGGCCCUCAAUCCUCAGGUGCCAGCCGUGCCACCCCCUAUUAUGUCGCCUCCCAUAGACACACCCAAGAGUAGCAAGAAGCAAGAGCAGAGCACAGGACUUCUCACAGAGACUGUUGGGCCUAUUGGGCAUUUUGUGGAUGACCAAGGGAAUGAGGUUUGGAUUUGUCCAACAUGUGGCAAGCAGGACGAUGGUUCCCCCAUGAUUGGAUGUGACACCUGUAAUGACUGGUAUCACUGGGUGUGUGUGGGUAUUCAGGUUCCCCCCAAUGAUGAUGUCAACUGGUACUGCCCACGCUGCCUCUCACAACACAAGCAGCGCGGGGCACCCCCAGACAAAAAGAAGCGUGGACGGAAGAAGAAAUAGGACAGUGUUAGAUGGUCUUCUGCCAUACGUUGAAUUAAGAUAUUUGUUAUUGUUGUCUUUUUCCGACUCAAAGGAGCACACAACUUCACUUCUUCCCCUGUAUGUUUCAUUGAGUGUCAUCUGGGCACCAAAGCCUGGCUACACUGGACUGGGGUUUGGGGUAGCAGCUGGAUGUCCUGUCGUCACGUACUGCCACCUCAGUCUACCUCCCAGCAGGCCAAUGUGGUGGAUGUGGGACCAUGAACAGACUCAUUUGCAUUCAGUGUGAGUGUGUGUGUGUGCGCGCAUGGAUGUGUUUGAGCACAUGCAUAUUUGAAUGUUCUUUUGCCUGGACUUGGUUUCUCCAUUCAGUUACUCAGUGGUCCUCUUGAUUUUCAUUUUUAUUUAUCUUUUAUUAUUUAUUUUUUACUAAUUCAUCAUAAUGUUCCUUAGAUCUUCCCAACCAUGUUCCCCUUCUACAUCCAUUGAUGGACUUGCGUAAAGUACAAGCAUGCGGCCGUGCUCAGUAAGAUUGGCCCAAAAGUUGUGAUAUGUAGUUCCCCUUCUUUGUUGGUCUCCCCCUGUUACACAGAUUUUAUAUCAUAGUAAACUUGUGACAAUUGAAAGUAGUUUGUUUUUUCUUUUUUGCUUUCUUUUUCUUCACUCUGUAGAAGUUGCAUUUGCUUUUAUUGAAAAAAAAAGGAAAUGCAAAAUUGUAAUAUGUUGCUCUUGUGAUUUUAAAGGAAUAUAGUCAGGAUCAUAGCAGCAAAAAAGAACACUUUGCACAACAAUAAUACACUUUUAUCCAAAUUUUGGUACUUAAGUUAUAUAUCAGUAGUAUAUAAACAACGAAAGGAAUUGUUAUUAUUAAUAUUUCUUUUAUUUUUAUUUUAUUUUAUUUUUUCCUGAACACUUCUAAUUACAAACUCUUGUUUAAAGAGUCUUCCAUGUGCCUUCUAAAGGUUCCAAUUUUAUUUUUAUAGCAUUUCCAAAGACUUUAUAUAUAUGUUGGAAUGUAUGUAUUAUUUCCUUUCACCUACUUACCCUUCCUACAUAUUAAUUCACACCCCCAAUUAUUCUGUAGUCUAUUUAUGUUAUCCUUGAUAUUUGAUUUCUGGUCCACUUCCUCCCCAAAAUAUAUAAAUGUAUCUUCCCUCUAUGUUUUUUCUCCAUCCCCAAUUUUCUUUCAUAAUUCAGUCAAGCUCAAUUUACUCAUAAGCCAUUCACAGACUAUCCCAUAACUCAAAUCCAAAACCUUGAUCCUACUUUACAGCUUCCCUCCCCCUCUAAUAUAGAAAAGAAAAGAAAAGAAAAAAAACAAUAAAGUUUUAUAUAGCCUUAGGAUAUGUUUUUAAAGUGAGAGAAAUAGCUGCAUUUACGCUUCACAUUUUUGGGCUUCUUUCUUCGUCUGCUGUUGCAAAAGUGCGGUGUCCCAGUCUUUGGUAUUUAUCAGAAUUGAGAGACAUGCCUUUUUAUGUAUUUAUUUAUUUUUCAUAUUUUUUACAUCCGAGUUUUGCAUCAUUAGCUCGACAACCCAGUGGAAGUCUUAGUCAUUUCAUUGAGGAA
Penaeus vannamei (Pacific white shrimp) is the source of this 5219-nucleotide messenger RNA. It is a transcript of the gene Taf3, whose product is annotated as TBP-associated factor 3. Lineage: Eukaryota; Metazoa; Arthropoda; Malacostraca; Decapoda; Penaeidae. Gene Ontology annotation, cellular component: transcription factor TFIID complex. Gene Ontology annotation, biological process: positive regulation of transcription by RNA polymerase II. The record is from RefSeq and is a predicted model, not a curated record. Gene Ontology annotation, molecular function: protein heterodimerization activity; p53 binding; transcription factor binding.